GCAUAUGCGGCGGCUCUACAUCAUCAUCAUCAUAGAGACACAGACGCUCGGGAUCGGCUUGGAUUCCUUUUAAUGCAGCAUCAGUCGUGUGGUCGGAAUGGAGCUGGUGAAUAAUUGGCUAAAAUAAGAAAAAACCGCCACAGAGAUCAAGAUGGUGUCGUGGAUUAUCUCGCGGAUGGUGGUCCUCGCCUUUGGGACCCUCUAUCCAGCCUAUUCCUCAUAUAAAGCUGUGAAGACGAAAAACGUCAAGGAGUAUGUGAAAUGGAUGAUGUACUGGAUAGUGUUUGCACUUUUUACGACGGCAGAGACGAUCACAGAUAUGCUUCUCUCCUGGUUCCCAUUUUAUUUUGAGCUGAAAAUUGCCUUUGUCAUUUGGCUGUUGUCCCCUUACACAAAGGGCUCCAGCGUGCUGUACCGCAAGUUUGUGCACCCGACGCUCUCCAAUAAAGAGAAGGAAAUAGAUGAGUAUAUAACCCAAGCUAAAGACCGCAGCUAUGAUACCAUGAUGCGGUUCGGGAAAAGAGGCCUCAACAUCGCAGCCACUGCUGCAGUCACAGCUGCCACUAAGGGUCAGGGUGUGUUAUCAGAGAAACUGCGCAGUUUCAGUAUGCAGGAUCUGACCCUCAUUCAAAAUGAAGACGAGCUUCAGCUGGACGGCGCAGACGACAUGCACCCCGCCGCCACGCUGCCACGUGCUAAAACAGCCACACGUACAGUUCGAGUCACGCCCGUACCGGCUGAGAGCGAAUCACAACACAGCUCUCGCUCUGAUGACCUGUCAGAUAACAGGACUGAGCAUUCAGAUGAGGAUGUGGCAGAUAAAGCCCCCAAACGCACGCCAAGCGUCAGAGCUGCCAAGAAACCAGCAGCUGCAAAGACAGAGCAGACCACCAAGACAGUGAAGAAACAGCCAAAGAAGAAAAUUACAACCACGGCCAACAACAAUGCUGAAUCACAAUAGCGAUCCUCCUUACCAAUAUAACACCUACACAUGCUUUUCCAUACUAACCACCUGCUUCUUGCUUUUGUAGACACGAGGUACAUCACUUAAAGCUGUUUUCUAUCUAGGUUUAAUGUUCAUUUAGACCCCAGGAUUCAUGCGUUCUCGGUUUCACUGUUUCAAAAGCCCUAAUUCGUUUAUCUACUGUAAGCAUGCACACUUAUACGUGUGUAAAAGAGAAAGAUUGGGUCUUGUUCUGAUCUGUUCUGUUGGCCUUAAUAUACGUGGCCAUCUCUAUAAAGCAUGAAACCAAAAGCAGUGCCUGCGCAUAAUGCAUAAACACUCUCCCUCGGUUCUCAGUUAUAGAGGCCAGUUUCCUUUUUAUCAUGUAGGGCAUACAAAAUGAGAAACGGGAACAGAGAAUUAGGCUAUUAAAUAACAAGAAAUAGGCAGGUAAGCUACAAAAGGAGGAUACAAGGAUUACUCAGAGCUGCGAGCACAGCUUUGUCUUUAGUCUCGAUUGUGAUACAUCAGUAGCCUGUGACUUGUUUUGAAUAUUUAUGUCUGGAAAAGUCAGAUCGCAAGACUCUUGAAAGGCUUUUGAUGUUAAUCGUGCUUUUGUCAGCUAGAGCCGGUGGUACUCGACUUGAUGUCUGUGUUGCUUAAUAUGAAAAAAAUGUGUUUGAGGCUUGUAACGUGAUGUUAUGCUGUCAGAAAUAUAUGGUCAAUAAAUGGUACCCCUUUGGAAAUUUGCACUUAAACAUGUAUACAUAUCUAUACAUAAAUGGUAUAUAUUAGGACCUUUUUAAAGGGUACUGCCCUGGUGACCAUUUUUGAACAUUGUUUCUGGCAGUGUACCUCUGCACAUUUUGGAUGUUACAAAAGCUGUCACGUAAGUUGAAGAUCAGAUAUCAUCGGAGCUAAAGAUGAAACGGGAGUCACAUGUGGGAUUGUAAAGAUCUUGCUUUUUGAGUUAACAUCUCGUGAGCAGACCACUAUAUAUUUCAUAUCAGUUUGUUUUAAUGUACUGAAGCGCUAAGUUGCAGUUUAAGAAAUUGAGAGUUAGAUAUGAAAGGUGGUGACGUUUUUAUGACGUAAUGAUUUAAACUUAUCUUCAAGGUACAAUCCCUGAAAUUUUGAGCUGUGGUCCAUUUUUUUAAAGUUACCCUUAAGUGUUAUUUUUCUGUUUAUAAUGCAGUUUGGGAUAUAUUUUUAUUUCUUAAUUUUAAUAUCAGUAUUGACCCCUUUACAUUUUGCCCUUAAACCAGAUGUGGGCAGAUGUUUCCCAACACUGCUUGUUUAUGACAGAAAGAUUUGGGUUUUGGUACCGAUUGCGUAUCAAAGUAUUUUGAAUGCAAUACAGCUUAGUGCUGGUAGGGGUCGCUGUUGUACAAGAAAGGAGAACCGUGCUAUAAGUGUACAAAAUGUCUGCCUUAUAUAGACUAAGUUAUACAUAUUUAUUUCUUAAUGUUUACAUUUAAUUUGUCUCUUAUGUAGGAGAGGAUGUAUAUAGCAAGAUACAAUUUUGUUGUAAAAAGUGCUUUGUUUUGUGCAUAUUGGUGGAGUUUUAAUUUAUGAUAGUUUGUCUGUUCUCUCGCCUUUUGUGUUUUGGAGAGGUAUGAAGAUUUGGUCUUAAAGGAAAGAAAGAGAUCAAAACGCACACAUGUAGAUUUUACCUGGCAGAUAGUUUGUGUGUAAGCUCACUUUAGAAAUGACAUCCAGUAAGGCAGAUCUGUAGUGACAUUCAUCAUUAUCAGUGCUGAUUGUCAAGUACUUGACAUCUUCUGUGUCUUAUUCUCUUGAGUCAUUUCUUUUCAUUUAAAGGAAAAACUCUGUUUGUAGAUUUGUCUUUUAAUUAAAUUUGAUUGUGAUUGACAUUCACCAACCCACACAAAAUGACAAGUUUCACUCUUUCCUCUUGCCUUUGUUUGAUUCUGUAACAACCCCUUGUUUCUUACUUUCAUACAAUAAUCAAACAUGACAAUAAUUUGUGUGUUAAAUUCAAGACCCUGCACUGAGGGGUAGUACACAGGAUGAAUUAACAUAUACUUUUUUUUCUAGUUUGUUGGAAAUUGGUUUUAUUUCAUAUGCAGUUUUAAACCGAGAGAAUAGUCAACAUCAAUAUUGUUUGUGCCAAUACUCUUAAUAUAUUAAAAGAAUGAAAAAAGAGAUCGCUGCUAAGUGUGUACUAAAUUAUUAUUCAAUAAAAUGCAAUUACAACUUC
Paramisgurnus dabryanus is the source of this 3164-nucleotide messenger RNA. RefSeq names its product receptor accessory protein 2 (gene reep2). Gene Ontology annotation, biological process: endoplasmic reticulum tubular network organization. Gene Ontology annotation, cellular component: endoplasmic reticulum tubular network; cytoplasmic microtubule; endoplasmic reticulum membrane. The record is from RefSeq and is a predicted model, not a curated record. Gene Ontology annotation, molecular function: microtubule binding; taste receptor binding. NCBI's taxonomy places the organism in Eukaryota, Metazoa, Chordata, Actinopteri, Cypriniformes, Cobitidae.